Messenger RNA from Cucumis melo (muskmelon), 582 nucleotides. RefSeq lists its product as uncharacterized. The transcript is spliced from 3 exons. The record is from RefSeq and is a predicted model, not a curated record. Bases 18 to 419 code for a protein of 133 amino acids. Lineage: Eukaryota; Viridiplantae; Streptophyta; Magnoliopsida; Cucurbitales; Cucurbitaceae.
AGUUUCCAAAAGAAAAUAUGAUAAACGCAAUCAGAUUCGGCCGUACUCCACCGCCUAUUGUCCUCACAUCACCUCUUCCGCCGCAGCUUCGCCGUAGUAUAUGCUCGCUUGAGCUUCGAUCCCGUCAAGCGACUGGUUUUGCCACCGCACCUGAUCAGAAUCCAAAGGACGAAGAAAUGGAUGAGUCUCAGAACAAAACCAAGGAGACUGGAGAUAUAAUGUGUGAUUCAUUCGGGGAAGGGUAUGCGACCCGAAGUGAGGAAGAAGGAUUUGGAGGAACUUAUGGAGGGUAUCUUCUCGACGACGACGAUGAAGAACACAGGAAUAAAAAAUCAGUCAAUGAACAUGAAUAUGAUAGAAGCCAAGGGAGCGAAGUGAAGGAGAAGGAGAAGUCACGCCAUCAAGCUCAUGCAAAUUGAACUGCUCUACUAUAUGUUGUUUGUUGGGUUGGUAGCUCACAAUGUCAAAGUGUGUUUGGUUUUUUUUCAUCUUUUUGUUGAAUAUGUCGUUUUGCGAGAAUUUAGGUUCGUGUGAUUUGUCUCUGUUUUCUUCAUUUAGUAACGAAAGAAGGUUUCACUUUUA